Eutrema salsugineum is the source of this 1086-nucleotide messenger RNA. RefSeq lists its product as uncharacterized. Bases 1 to 1086 code for a protein of 361 amino acids. NCBI's taxonomy places the organism in Eukaryota, Viridiplantae, Streptophyta, Magnoliopsida, Brassicales, Brassicaceae. The transcript has 3 exons. The record is from RefSeq and is a predicted model, not a curated record.
AUGGAAAAUGUGUUGCUGGCUACUGAGAUAGUUAAGGAUUACCAUAAGGAAGACAUCACUCCAAGAUGUGCAAUGCAGAUUGACAUUUCAAAAGCUUUUGAUUCAGUUCAUCCAAAUAAAUGGAGAGCUUGCAGGCUACUUUGGGAGCACAAGGGGAUUAAGACAGGGCUGUUCUCUAUCCCCAUACCUGUUUAUGAUCUGUAUGAACAUUCUUUCAAAGCAGCUAUGGAGGGGAAGAUUGGAUACCAUCUUGCUUGCGAAAACUUGGCUUUGGGUCACUUCUGCUUUGCAGAUGAUCCCAUGGUUUUUGUGAAAGGUUAUAAACUGUCCAUCGUUGGAAUCCUUCAGGUUUUCGAGGAGUUUGCUAAGCACACAGGUCUCCACAUCAGCAUUGAGAAGUCAACGGUAUACAUGUCGGGAAUCCCAGAUGUAGUGAGAGCGGAGAUCCUUCAGGAAUUCCCUAUUGAACAAGGAACCCUGCCUUCUGGUCAGGAACGAAAUGGUAAGAGGGCAAAGGUGGAUUGGAGUGUGGUAUGUACUCCAAAACAAGAAGGAGGGCUCGGCCUGAAAGCUUUAAACCAAGUCAACAAGGUCUGUAUGCUGAAAUUGAUAUGGAGGAUUAUGUCUGCAAGGGACUCGUUAUUGGUUAAUUGGGUUCAAAGGCACCUCAUAGGAAACGGUUCGAUAUGGAGAAUCAGGGACUCAACAACGCUGGGAUCAUGGAUCUGGAAAAAGAUCCUUAAAUAUCGAACUACGACAAUAAAUCUCUACCAGUUGGAUAUUGGGGAUGGGGCUCGGACAUCCUUUUGGUUUGAUAAAUGGAGUAAGUUAAGCUAUUUGUUUGAUAUCUUCGGAGAUAGAGGAGUCAUUGAUCUGGGGAUCCCUUUACAUGCUUCUCUGGAAUCGGUCUGGAACAGAUACAGAAGGGGAAGUAAUAGAAACGCUUUACUCAGGCAAGUGGAAGAGGAAAUUAAGGAGAAGCAGAGGCAGCAGAUACUUCAUGACGAAGAUGUUGCAUUAUGGCGUGGAAAAGGAGAUACUUUUAGAUCGACUUUCAGUUUAAAAGACAUAUGGGAGAAAUUUUGA